Molecule: messenger RNA, 2623 nt
Organism: Oryzias latipes (Japanese medaka)
Lineage: Eukaryota; Metazoa; Chordata; Actinopteri; Beloniformes; Adrianichthyidae
Product: 14-3-3 protein beta/alpha-1
Source: RefSeq, a predicted model, not a curated record
CGGUGAGAAAGAAGGAAACAGAAGUGCCAGUGUAGCGGAAGUGGUACUGCCCUGUACGUUGAGCGAGACGGAGGACGGAGGCUGAAUCGUCCAGAGAGCGAAAAAAAGCAGGAUUAAAAGUCACACAUUUUUCUAGAAAAUGGAUAAGAACGACCUGGUACAGAAGGCCAAGCUGGCUGAGCAGGCUGAGCGCUACGAUGACAUGGCUGCAGCUAUGAAGUCGGUGACAGAGCAAGGAGCUGAGCUGUCAAAUGAGGAGCGCAACCUUCUUUCUGUUGCCUACAAGAAUGUGGUUGGAGCACGUCGUUCAUCUUGGCGUGUGAUUUCCAGCAUUGAGCAGAAGACUGAGGGUAAUGACAAAAAACAGCAGAUGGCACGUGAAUAUCGGGAGAAGAUAGAAACUGAGCUGCAGGACAUCUGCCACGAUGUGCUUGGGCUACUGGACAACUUUCUCAUUGCCAACGCAUCUUCUGCUGAAAGCAAGGUGUUCUAUCUGAAAAUGAAAGGUGACUAUUAUAGAUACCUUUCUGAGGUUGCCUCUGGAGACAUCAAGAAGGAUACCGUGGAUAACUCCCAGCAGGCAUACCAGCAAGCCUUUGACAUUAGCAAAGGAGAGAUGCAGCCAACACACCCAAUCAGGCUUGGCUUGGCCCUUAACUUCUCGGUGUUCUAUUAUGAAAUCCUCAACAACCCAGACAAGGCCUGCAGCCUGGCUAAGACGGCGUUCGAUGAAGCCAUUGCUGAACUUGACACUUUGAACGAGGACUCUUACAAAGACAGCACCCUGAUCAUGCAACUACUAAGGGACAACCUGACUCUGUGGACAUCAGAAAACCAGGCAGAUGAGGGAGAGACCGGAGACGGGGAAAACUAAUGGAAUUGCACUGUUUAUCCACCUACACUCUUAUCUUAAACACAGACAGCUUAUAUACAUCCCCCUCCACUCCAUCAGCCCCUCCCACUUCUGUAUGACAAGCAGCCUGAAUUGCUCCUGACAAACUAGUUUACCCCUCUCAGUUCACUGUGAGGUGACAGGGUAAUUUUCAGUUGUUAGCAGAUUCAGUCACUUUGUGGAAACAUGUUGUAUUGAUUAGUGAGUCCAUGUUGCUGUUCUUUUUUUUUUUUUGGUCAGCUUUGUGUGUAGGCCUGUGUGCAGUGUGUGAGCAAGUGUGAAUGGAUGUGAAAGAUUGUGUGCAUGUUCUGGGGUGGGGUAGGGGUGGGUGGGUGUUGUGAAUUCUAAUUGUCCUUCCAAAUUCCUUUCGUCCCGGCUAGAUUGUUGUGCAUUUUUCACCCCAUCUUUUGUUACUUUCUUAUUUUGUGAUUCCUCAUAUUUGCAGGUUUUAUUGUAUGGUAAUUAAACUGGCAGUUAAUUUUCCACCAAACACUGUGAUGGUCGGUGUCCCCCCCCCUCCAAAAAAAGCAGGUCUUGUUUUUCCAGAUGUGUACAAUCCUAUAUCUAGCUAAAUGCAAUUCUGCUGUGGACUCAUACAGAAGGAGGCUGGCUGUAUUGUGACACUGACAACUUGGUGUAAUGCUUCUUAAAUCAUGUUCACGAAUUCACAGAGACAAAUUUCUGAGGGACCCCAUAAAUUGUUAUGUUAGAUUUGUUCAGACAUUAGGACAUUCCACAUUUAGCUUUUGGAAAUGGCAGUGCUCCCUUUUUGGUUUGCCUUUUUUUUUUUCCCCUUUUUGAAACUAAGUAUGGAUUGUCAUUGUAGUUUUACUCACUGUUCAGGUGCUGCUUGAUCUAAGUACAAUGAAAAUUGUAUGUGCGUAAAGAUGUGGUUCCAUGUAUUUUUCAAGAUUGACUAUCAUCUGUAUGUAAAACUUAAAAGUAACCUUUUAUUGAUGUUAAUUGAAAAUGUCUUACCACACUGUAUCAACCCUGCUUGCAAAAAUAUUCCUCUUAAAGCGGUUGUUUUCUCCAAAAAAUAUUGUGCCUGGCUUUCUCUUACAGCAUUUAGUAUUUUCUUAUUAGGUAGCAGCAUCCGCUUGUUUGGAGUCAUAGAAAAGCUUAGAGCAGCUAAAGUCUCACCUCAAUUUUUAUCCAGGUGAAUCUGUCUACUUGUGGAAAAAUGAUGGGAAUUUGCUUAAAAAAAAGUCUGGUUGGUUUUAGUGGGUGGAAACAGCCAUUUUAUUCCUCGGGAAAGAACCUCAGUGUCACAAUACCAUUUUAUCACCACUACAUUCCACAUUACUGUAGUUCAAGACACCAUUCCACACCAUAGGUGGUGGUCUGUUUACACUGACAGUGCUCCAUUGAAUUGAAACCUGACCUGUUUGGGGGAAAAAAAAUGUCAGUUCAUUAUCAUGCUUGAUGAAAAUGCAGUUAGUGAAUGUGGAACGAAGCCUGUCUGUAUAUCAGGUAUCUAUUUGCUUUGUUUUUACUGAUAAGUCUUAUGGCUAAAAUUUGCUUCUGUAACAGUCUAUUACCCAGUGCACACACGUGGUUGUGAAAAUUUAGAAUAGCUAUAAAAUGCAUUGACAACAUGGAGAUAAACAAUGGUUGGUGUAAUUCUAGCUUUGUGUUUAUGUACUUAAAACCAUUCUAGUUUCACUAUACAUGUAAGAAAUAGGGAAGUGUCAAAGACCAUUCAGUGAAAUAAAGUUUUGUUUCAGAUAA